UUAUUUUUCAACCUUGAAGAAUUGUAAUAAAAAAAUAAUGUCAUACUAAAUUUCAAUUUUUUUUAAGGAAACCUUUUUUUAAAAAAUUAUUAAAAUUUCAAAAAAAAUCUGUUAAUAAUGGAAAAGUGGCAAAAUAAAGUUGUCUUAGUGACAGGAGCUUCUAAAGGAUUGGGGAAAUGUAUCGCUCAAAUUUUGGCUAAUUACGGAAUGAUAGUUGUUGCCUGCGCAAGAAGCAUGGAUAAAUUACAAGAGUUGGUUAAGAAUUGUAAAGGCAAACCUGGCGAGGCUGGUUCUAUAGACGCGGUAAGGUGUGAUAUGUCCAAGGUGGAAGACAUUCUCAGACUGUUUAAGCACAUAGAACAAAAGUACAGAACACUGCACGCAUGUGUCAAUAAUGCCGGAUUAGGUACCCCCGACUAUUUCCUGCCUAUUCAAAGCAACGGGAAAUACGAUCGAGAACUGGAAGAUAAGGACAAGGGCAAGAUUUACGAAGACUGGAAAUAUCUCUUAGAGGUUAACGUUUUGGGUCUAGCCAUUUGUUCUAAAGAGUCAAUAAAUUUGAUGGCUAAAUCAGGUGUAAAAGAUGGACUGAUAGUUAACGUUAGUAGCAUUGUAGGACAGCAGGUCAUUUUGAUGAAAUUCGACGACAAGUCAAGCUUUUACAGUCAUAUGUAUAUUGCGUCUAAACACGCUGUCACAGCUAUCACUCAAUGCUUGAGACUAGAAGUACAGCAACAUCCCUACGCCAACGCUACAAGAAUAGUGACUCUCUACCCCGGUGUUAUUAAAACCGAUUUCAUUGAUAAUGACGAUAGAGGCAAAAGUUUCUACGAGAAAUAUAGUUUUUUAACUCCGGAGGAUGUAUGCGACGCUAUGUUGGCCGCGUUCAGGUGCAGUAAUUCGGUACAAAUAGACGGUAUAACGAUAAACCCCGCCUGCACCCCUGGAAAAUUAUCUUAAAAUAUGUAGUGUUGUGCAGAUUUGAUUGAAAAUAUUUCCAUAUUUUAAUUUAAUUUGCAAAUAAAAUUACUUAAAAAGUACAGUUACUCUUUUAUAUUUAUAUAAAAUCCAGUUUACAAAAAUUAUAUAUCGUUUCCAGAAUAAAUCUUUUAUAAAUAAAUGACAA
This is a messenger RNA of Gordionus sp. m RMFG-2023, 1126 nucleotides long. Its product is annotated as dehydrogenase/reductase SDR family member 11-like. Lineage: Eukaryota; Metazoa; Nematomorpha; Gordioida; Chordodea; Parachordodidae. The record is from RefSeq and is a predicted model, not a curated record. Bases 118 to 960 code for a protein of 280 amino acids. The transcript is spliced from 3 exons.